CAAACAUCGAACCAAGCUCAGCUCCCUCCAUAGAAACAAAUUCAACAAAGGAAAAUGAAGAAUUUCAGGCACUCUCCUCUGCCUCUCCUCUCCUUCAUCUUUCACCUAAUCCUCUCGAUCCCACCAAUCUCCUCCCAGAUGUGCCUCCGGGACUGUGGGGGGAUGCCCCUCCGGUACCCAUUUGGAAGCGGCCCGGGAUGCGGGGACCUGAGGUUCCAGCGAUACGUGACCUGCAAGGAUGGGAAGCUCACCCUGACCACCCACACUGGAUCCUACCCGAUCACAAACAUUGAUUAUUCCUCUCAAGUUGCUUACCUCUCCGACCCCUCAAUGUCCACCUGUGACUGCAGUCAGCCCAGCAAGGGCUUCAGCCUUGACUGGGACGCACCCUUCUCUUUCCAGGAUGAUAACAUUUUUGCCCUCCUCGACUGUUCGCUUGACUCCUCGCCCAUUUACCCACCGAAUGCUGAUGGUAACAAUAACUCUUCUGUGGUUCCAUUAUGUGAUACCAAGGGGCAGCCAAUCUGCAGCUUCCUUAACUCUUGUCGAGCGAUCAGCAUGCUUAACCUCCCUAUCUCGACCUGCUGUGUUUAUGCUCCUGUGGACCUUGGACCAUCAUAUGAGAUGGACUUACAGAAGCUGAAGUGCAGUUCAUAUUCGGGAUUCUAUAGCUUCAAUGGCCAGGAAGCAGACCCCGAGAAGUGGAAGUACGGGAUUGCAUUAAAGUAUAAGUUCAACGUGUAUAAUGAUUACCCCGGCUCAUGUUCGGCAUGUGAGAGAAGCAACGGUGUUUGCGGGUAUGGAGGAGCCUACAAUUCAUACAUCUGCGUGUGUCCUAAUGGGAUGAACACGACUUCGGACUGUUUCUUUGGCGCAUCCUGGAGCGGGGCCCAGAGGGGUCUGACAUGGCAUAAAGGAAUGUGGUUGGCUUAUUCCCUGGCAUGCAUUUUGGUACUGGUGAUGCUGUAGUCUGUGAAGAUCUGUAUUGGAUUGAUUGAAAAGUUGACUCCAGCGAAUCAUCCUCGGUGUUGGUGAAAUGUAGUGUGCUUAGAAAAAGUUCGACUUUUGGAUCCCUUGCUGUGGACAGAAUAACAGUCCAUGACAUAUCUCGGUUGCCAAGGAACUGAAUAAAGAAUCAGUAGUUUCAUGAUCUGCGGCAGUUCAAACUAAAAUGCAGUAAAUCAAUGCUGUGGUUAUAUAGCAGAAUAGUAUUCCAUAUAUCAUGGCAAUGUAUGUCUUUUUAACUUCUUCAAUAUCAUUCUUCAAUGAAAGACCGAAUAUUUAAUUCGUUUCUCA
Punica granatum (pomegranate) is the source of this 1296-nucleotide messenger RNA. The record is from RefSeq and is a predicted model, not a curated record. NCBI's taxonomy places the organism in Eukaryota, Viridiplantae, Streptophyta, Magnoliopsida, Myrtales, Lythraceae.